Molecule: messenger RNA, 1427 nt
Organism: Dalotia coriaria
Lineage: Eukaryota; Metazoa; Arthropoda; Insecta; Coleoptera; Staphylinidae
Exons: 4
Coding region: 322-1020 (232 amino acids)
Molecular function (GO): RNA binding; zinc ion binding
Source: RefSeq, a predicted model, not a curated record
UUUACGUUCCGGCUUGGUGACUUGCAUCAAUCGUCAUUGCUGUAGUGGUAGUGGCACAAUACACGCAUCGAGCUCGACACUGCUCGACACUAAAAUUGAUAAAACAAGUGCAUCCUUCAUUUUGUUUAAUCGAUAAUUGUACACACACCAGAGACCAUGGUUCUGAAAUAGCUCGGCAAUCGUACACAACGUUGCAGCCAACACGGCCAACACCCGCGCGGAACGCAUCGUCACUUUUAUCAGAUCACCCGUACGCGUUGCGUUUGUUUCUUGCCAGGCGACCGACUUACGAACGUCGACACGUACAAAAACACGAACGAAAUGAGAGACAACGAGCAGAUCUCGCCGAAAGUGCGCCGUAGUCGCAGCCGCAGCAGAAGCAGCUCAAAGAGCAGCAAGGCUAGCAAAAAGAGCGCGGACAGAUCCAGCUACUCGAAGAGCCUGUCCAGAUCGAGAUCGCGCAGCUCCAGCCAGGAGAUUGACGGUUUCAGGCUGCACAUUGCUGACGUGGGUGAGAAUGUGCGCAAAUCGGACUUGGAGAAGCUUUUCUCUGCUCAUGGACAGUUGAAGGAGAUCUGGAUGACAAACAGCACACCCUGCUUUGGGUUUGCUGUUUUUAAAGAUAAAAAGGACGCUGCCAAUGCUCUACAGGCUUGUGAUGGAGUGGAUGUAGCUGGAUCUCGAAUUCGUGUGUCAUAUGCAAAGCCGAGAACCCGCGGCUCUGGUCGCCGAUUCUUCAAUCCGAAUAUGCGCUGCUACCAAUGCGGCUAUUCGGGUCACUUUUACAGAGAUUGCCCCGACUUGAACGGCGGGGGAGGCGGUGGAGGUGGCGGAGACAAGCGCAGCUCAUCACGUUACGACUCGCACUCGGAUCGCUAUAGUAGCAGGCGCAGGGAAAGAAGCGAACGAGACAAUCACUACGACAGGGACUACGGCCGAAGACGUACCUCACACCAUCGCUCGUCACGUCGGUACGACGACUAUAGCAGCAGCCGCAGCAGUCGUCGCCAUCGCUAUUAACAGCGAUGCAACUAAGUAAAAUGAAACAUUGUGCAUUUUGAAUCACUGCAACCUAAUGAUACAAAACAUAAUUGAUACAUAUAUACACGUUUUUGCAAACUGUUGGUAUUACGAACACACACGAGUUGAAACGUUUUAUUGUCUUGACAAAAAUUCAUGAUGGUGGUUCUUUAGCAUGUUUGUGUAAUCAAGUACGAAUAUCGAUUUGAUGAAUAUUUAGUGUUGAUUUUCGUAAGAUUUUGACCAAAUUUAUUAUUUGUUUUUAUGUUUUCAUUUUCCAAAGUAUAAAUAGUUCAAUAUAAAUAUGAUUAGUACAAAAUCUCAUCCCUGUGUACCUCUCAGCGUAUGCAAAUGCUCCCCGAUGUUAAUUUUUGAAGUAUUGAUUAAAGUUGAUUGAUAACCACUGA